Platichthys flesus (European flounder) is the source of this 1868-nucleotide messenger RNA. Its product is annotated as fibroblast growth factor-binding protein 1-like. Gene Ontology annotation, molecular function: growth factor binding. Lineage: Eukaryota; Metazoa; Chordata; Actinopteri; Pleuronectiformes; Pleuronectidae. The coding region runs from base 99 to 818 and encodes 239 amino acids. The transcript is spliced from 2 exons. The record is from RefSeq and is a predicted model, not a curated record. Gene Ontology annotation, biological process: cell-cell signaling.
GCCAUGUGCGGGACAACAGGAGGCCACAGGAGGAAGCUUUACGCACAGACACACUUGUCAUUUUCGGUAUUAUACUUCUCAAUCUUUAAAAAGACGGCAUGCUGUUGCUGAGGACCCUCGCUGCCUGGAUGCUGUUGGCCUUCCUCGGGCACCAGGUCUGUCUGUGCUCCGGUGCGCGCAACAAGACCCGUGGAGAGGACAAGCACGUGAACCCACCCGCGGGCAGAGCACAGAGGAGCGGGCACGACAAGGGGGAAGCGACCGGGGGCCGGGGGAAGUUCACGCUGAAGGACAAGACACAGUGCACGUGGGGGGCGCGAGACUCGGGGCGCGCGGUGAGGCUGUCGGUGAAAUGUGAGAACCCGGAGGCGCGCGUCACAGGCGGCACCUCAGCCAUGGAGUGUAAAUACAACGGUAAACCUCAUAGCUGCCCGGGCUACAUCUCCAACCCCAAGGGCUUCUGGAAGCAGGUGGCGCGCGCGUUGAAGAGGCUGCAGGACAAAGUGUGCACGGACCAGCGCGCACUGGUGAGGGCCGGUAUGUGCAAGCGUGCGCCCCGGGACGCGCACUUCAAGCUGGACCCUACCAGCUUGGUGGUGUCUUCUCAGGGAGGAGACCCGAAGACCCCCGCGGCACCUCGGCCCCGCCACACCUCCACCACCGCAACCUCCAUCUCCACCUCCACGUCCAUGUCCAACUCCACCUCCACCGGUCAGGACUGCACCAGGCACCGGAAGACGGCUGAGCAGUACUGCAGCAGCUCGUGGGCCAGUGUUUGCUCCUUCCUCUUCUCCAUGGUGCAGACCGACGACUGUUAGUCUCAUUAUACCAUGACAUGUAUGCUCAGGUACUGUGAGAACAAAGGAACUUACAGACCCACGUUACUUGGGUAUUUCAGCGUUACGUUACUUUUACUGCUCACAUUUCAGUUUGAUCCAAGUGUCAUACCGCUCAGAUUGAAACCAUCUACAACAUGUAAUGAGAUUAUUAAAUAUGACACAUUUUAAGUUUAGACGUUCCAACACUAAAGUCCAUAAAAUAUGUGUACUUUAAAUCCUCUGUACUUUUACCUCAGUCAUUUUAUUGUGUUUUUUUAUUUUAAAAAUGGCAAAACACACACUGGUUUGUACGGCACUUCAGUAUAGGACUUUGCAUGGACAGCUAAACCUUAACUUUUUAACCAAGACCAAUUCAAACCUAACAGUAACCUUGACCUAACCCCAGUUUACAUUAAUUACCACUUACCUUAACCAGGAGCUCGUCAGCAAUGAGGUUUUGCCUCAUUGGGACUGAGGCAAAGCCUUAUUGUCACAGUUUUGAAUGUUGUAUCACACGAUGUCUGCUUUGUACACAGUGAUCUUCUUUGUACUUGUAAUAGAGUAUUUUUUUACAGUGCGGCAUUUUUUUAUUGGAGUACGGAACCUAUGUAUUAUGACGCAUAACUGAAGAUUGAUGAUUGUAAUCGAGUGGUACUUUAUUCUACCUCUGGUCAAAUUUAUCAAUCAGACACCACUGUAUUUAUAUAACACAAAUAAAUAUCUUCUAUUUUUGUGGCCUUGAACAAGAUGUGACUUUUCAUUGUUGUAUAAAUUAAUUACAUGCAUCUGGAUUGUCAAUGUGAAAAUAUACACUGAAAAAACACCAAACCUUUUGUUAUUGUUGUGUUUCUUUUAUUGAGACAUUCACAUUUAUAUUUACUAAAGAUGAAUUGUUACCAGAACACAAACUAAUCAAGUUUUUGUAAAUAUUCCUCUUUUCAGUGCAGAAAUCUGCUUUGCCCUGUCUGUCUGAAACAAAAAUAUAUGUCUGGGAGUUCAAUAAGCAAAUUGAGAUUUCCUCCUCCUCAGGACUUGCACUGUUUAGACUCA